AUGGAGCAUAGCCUUUAUCUGGUCUUGCUCUUACUUGGUUUUAACUGGUGCAUCUCUGCACAGCAAACUACCAGGAUGCCAGGCUUUACUGAAGAACAUAUGUGGAGAAAUGGCUCUCGCAUCUCCUCAGAUCCUUGUUCGAGUUACACAGUUCUGGAUCAGCCCUGGCGAAGCACCUCCUACGGGCAGGGAAGCAACUGUGACAGUGAUAAAAGAGGGUGGUAUCGGUUUGUCGGCCAGGGAGGAGAACGCAUGCCAGAAGCUUGUGUGCCAAUGAAUAGGUGUAACACUAAUGCACCUAUGUGGUUAGAUGGAUCACACCCUGACCAGAAUGCUGGAAUUGUAACUCGUGUCGCCUGUGCCCAUUGGCAGGGUAAAUGCUGCAUAUGGUCUACCACUGUGCAGGUGAAAGCAUGCACUGGUGGCUAUUACGUCUACAGAUUGGAAGGAACACCAGCAUGUACCUUGAGUUAUUGUACAGAUCCCAACUACACUGGGAGCACAUGUUCCCAAUGUGGUGUUGAUGAGGAAUGCCGGCUGGUGAACGGUGUCUGGGGCUGCAGCUGCAUUCAAGGUUCCAAUAGUUCUGAUAUUUCUAGCUUGGAGCCACAACUAGAGUGUGGAGCAGAUGAAAUUAAAGUUUCACUUGAGAAGUGUGUCCUGAAUAAACUGGGCUUCCAGGAUGUGGUCAUGCACUUGAAAGAUGACAGAUGUGGUGGUUUUGAAGAGCGAAGGAAUACAACGGUGGUCUCAGUGGUAACUCCCACUCAAGGUGGCCAAUGCGGAACAUGGUUAACGGAAAACGACACCCAUGUUACAUAUAGUAACAUACUAUAUCUGGGAAACGGGAUUGUCAUUAGAGAAGAUGAAGUCAAGAUUAAUUUCCAGUGCUCCUACCCACUGGAUAUGAAAACCAGCCUUGCAACAGUUAUCCAACCUAUUGUAACCUCAAUCAACAUCAGUAUGGGAGGCACAGGAUUCUUUACAGUGAAAAUGGCUCUCUACAGAGAUUCGAAUUACACCUCCCCUUAUCAGGGAUCCCUGGCAGUGUUGUCGACAAAGGCCAUCCUGUAUGUUGGUGUCAUGAUCACAAGAGGGGACAUGUCUCGGUUUGUUUUGCGGCUCGUCAACUGUUAUGCAACACCCACAGAAAACGCUACUGGUUCUCUGAAGUAUUUCAUCAUCCAGAACAGCUGUCCAAACCCAAGGGACUCAACUGUUUCAGUGCCAGAAAACGGAGUUGCAUCACAAGCAAAGUUUUCUGUUCAAGGAUUUGGAUUUCUUGGGGACCAUAACCAGGUUUUUCUCCACUGCCAAUUUCGUUUCUGUGACAUUCACACAGAACUCUGCAGACCGCAUUGCUCAGGAGGUGACAGUCGCCGAGCUUCUGCUGAUGAGCCAAAUUAUGUUUUGCGCUUGGGACCGAUUGCCCUGAGAGGUUCUGAAAGUCUUGCUGGAGCCGCCUCAUCUCAUGCUUCACUGGAGGUUUGGACCACAGUGCUGGUUACUGCUGUGCUGGCUUUUUCUCUCCAUGCAUUGGCUUGA
Molecule: messenger RNA, 1545 nt
Organism: Euleptes europaea (tarantolino)
Lineage: Eukaryota; Metazoa; Chordata; Lepidosauria; Squamata; Sphaerodactylidae
Product: uromodulin-like
Exons: 10
Coding region: 1-1545 (514 amino acids)
Biological process (GO): neutrophil migration
Cellular component (GO): apical plasma membrane; cell surface
Source: RefSeq, a predicted model, not a curated record